Molecule: messenger RNA, 5857 nt
Organism: Phlebotomus papatasi
Lineage: Eukaryota; Metazoa; Arthropoda; Insecta; Diptera; Psychodidae
Product: GATA-binding factor A
Exons: 6
Coding region: 344-1627 (427 amino acids)
Biological process (GO): negative regulation of transcription by RNA polymerase II; positive regulation of transcription by RNA polymerase II; cell fate commitment
Molecular function (GO): DNA-binding transcription factor activity, RNA polymerase II-specific; RNA polymerase II cis-regulatory region sequence-specific DNA binding; zinc ion binding
Source: RefSeq, a predicted model, not a curated record
AGUUUGAAAGAGUUGCUAAGUGAGUGCAGACACGCACGCUACUCAUUUGUUAUAAAAGGUCAUGAAAAUUAGUGACAAAAAGUGCCUUAGAUUUUUUUUAAAAAUAUAUUAUGCGAAAAAUAAAACUGUAAUUGAGCAAUUUAAAUUUAAAAUUAUACUAAAAGAAGUGUUUUUGUGAAGAAAACUAUCACUUCGAAUCAAAUCAAAAUCUCUGUGAAAAAUUGUGCUUUACAACAAAUAAUAAAUGCGCACCUUCAGUAAAUUUAGUAUUUUCAAAGUGUUCUAUUAAAAACAAUGUAAUUUUUAUGUCUAAAUAAAAAUUAAGGAUUUUUUGAAUCAACACAUGUUCCAUUCGACAGCAGCUUACUCAGAGAUGCCUUCGAUGGCGACUACUGGUGGUCACAAUCCCGUGUCUUUUCAUCAGACGGCUAAUGCGCCCAGCACAGCGCCGGUUUACGUUCCCUCUAGCCGAGCUCUGCCACCCUCCCAGUACGCACCCCACGCAAGUCCUUUUGCCGGCGCCACGCAAAACGGAUGGGCGGCAGACGGAUUCGCAACCACUCACUCACAAUUGCCCCCACAAUUCUAUGCACAAAACGCCAUGAUGAUGAGUUCGUGGCGAGCGUAUGAUCCCACCCGAUUUCAGAGCACAUCACCCUAUGACAGUGCAUUGGACUAUCAAUUUGGAGAGGGUCGCGAGUGUGUAAAUUGUGGAGCGAUAUCUACACCAUUAUGGCGAAGAGAUGGAACCGGUCACUAUCUCUGCAAUGCAUGUGGCCUCUAUCAUAAAAUGAAUGGGAUGAAUCGACCACUCAUUAAACCAAAUAAGAGACUGACAGCUACCCGCCGACUCGGUCUGUGCUGCACGAAUUGUGGCACACGAACAACUACUCUGUGGAGACGGAAUAACGACGGUGAACCAGUAUGUAAUGCUUGUGGUCUUUAUUACAAACUUCAUGGAGUAAACCGUCCACUAGCCAUGAGGAAGGACGGAAUUCAGACUAGGAAAAGGAAGCCGAAAAAAAAUACAACAAGUAGCGUAGAUGGAUUAACACUAGGUGGAAAAAAAGAUGAAGCGAAUGACGAUAUAAAACCAACUGUUGGAGGCAUAUCUAAUAGUGAUUUAACCCAUUCAACUGAACGGAAUUCCAGUACUGCAAAAUCAGUUCAGUCCCAUAACCCCAAUAAAUCACACUUAAUAUCACCUGCAUCGCGGACUCACACCCACCCUUCACCACUCCAUCAUCAGAGUUAUAAUCUCACGACAAGUAUGACACCAACUUCCCAUCAGUCUUCACAUGCUGUUGUAAAUUCCACUGGGUCGCCCAUAGUAACUGCUGCCAAAUAUGAUCUCACGACUCAUCAUGGACAAACAACAGCCAAUAUACAUUCAUCCCACUCGGGUUACCUGCACAACAAUCUGUCCGCGUCGUUUGGCACUGUUAAGACUGAGACUCCACCUAUGAACUAUGAUUACAUGAAUAAUUGCAUACAAAGUGGAUAUUUUGGUGGGAGCUUUGGAGCUCAUCUUCCUAGUCCUCAGGCAACGCACGGAACCACCGAGUUGGCUGGGUACCAUCAUCAGCAUAAUGUGAUCCAAGCAGCUAAGCUGAUGGCAUCCUCUUAAUUUGACUUCUCUCUGUUACAGGGACAGUCUUUUCUAAAAUUUGUAAUGUAAUAAUGUCACAUAGUGCUGAGGACAUGUUGUAGAAGACUUUGAAAAUCUUUGAUCUAUAGUGCAAGUUACUUACAUAAAAUAUAAUAAUUGUAUUAUAUAUAAAAUAAAACAAUAAUCUUAAAACAUCACUCAGUUGCACAUAGUUUUAUAGUCAUGGAUACAAAUAUAAAUCGAAAAAAGUUGUAGUAAUGGUCAUAUGAUAAAAGUAAUAAACAUAGACCAACAUAUUUUUUUAGCCAAUUUGGUAUGAUUUCACUUCAAAAUUUAAUUAACUUUCCAAAUAUUAUAUUUAGUAUUUGUUCCUUGCAUACCUAAUAUUGUUAGGUAAAUCAUUAAAUUGGGACCCGAAAAAAGAAAUUGUCAUUAAUUUUAUACUGCUUUAUAUUUUAAAACCAUACAUAUGUGCUACAUAUUCUUUCAGAACAGCUUUCUAUUCGAAUUAUAAGAUAAAGAAAACAAAUUUUUAUCAGAUAAGAAUUUACUUAUAUGAGUUGGUGGUAAAUCUUAAAGUAGUAAAGAAGACAGAGCUCUUUUGUAAAAUAAAAACAAAAGUAAUACAUUUUUAUUAAGCAGCUUGUAAUUAUUUUCGGUUAGUGAUUAAUUUUUAUUUAUUCAACAAGUUACUGAUUUACUUUACUACGAAUAUAUGGUCAAAAAUUUACUUUUUACUGACCCAAAUAAAUAAAUAAAAAAACGACUGCCCAAAUAUUGUGGAAAAUGUUAUUAAACGUAAAUGGAAAAUGUUGAAUAUUUUACUUGACUUGCUCCUUUUAUUUUAAUUAUAAAUUUCUGAAUAUUCGUGUAAAUCAUGUCAAUUGUUCAACGCAAAUAAAAUGCUUUUAAUUGAUAUAUAUGAAAUGCGAAUCUUACUAACAAUUCGUAUCUAAUGCUCUGGACACACCUACGACUAAAGUGUAGAGAGGAUUAAACUCGUACAUAGCCAAGUUUGUUCCUAACACACUACAAACGCGGAUUACCAUUUACUGGCUUUCACAAUACAUCAAUUUAAGGGUCUUUUAUGCAGAUAUUUCCACUGAUAUGCGCGUGUACUCUAUUGAAAAUAAAACUAUUUCUACAUUUGCCACAAAUCAUGUGUAAUUAUUAUUAUUGUCUAGAAGAGUAUAUCGCGAAAACUGGCUUAAGUCGCGAGAUAGCUUCCACUAAGAUAUAACUUUAGAUAUAACUAAGAUAUAACUUUACAAAUAGUUUCAUUAUCAAUAGAGUACACGUACAUUUCACUAAAAAUAUCUGAAUAAAAACCCACAAAAUUUAUGUUUUAUACUAGUGAAUGCUAAAUUUCGUUUUUAGUAAGUCAGGAACUGACUUGGCUAUGAAUGAGCUUAGUCAUCUCCGGACUUUAUUAUAUUACUUAUUAUGUUGAUGUGGUCCCAAAAGCAGGCUGUGGAACUGCGCCUGGUCAAUCUACUGACUGGUAAAUGUGUCCAGCAUAUAUACUAAAUUAACCUUUGUAAAUCAUAAUUAACUAAAUCCAAUAGUAUUCUGAAUAAUCAAGACAAGGCUAAAGAAAAAACCUAACGAAUAUAAUGCAUUAAUUUAUUAGUGAAAAAAAACGCUAAGUUGAUAUAAAAAGUAUAACCGGAAUACAUCAAAUUUUCCAUCAUCUUGAAAAUUUUCUUAGUAUUGGAAUGAUGUUUUUUUUUUAAUUUUGUGCAAUAAUAAUAAUAAUAUAAAGUUUCUGAAUUGAACAAAAAGUUACAAGAAAAUAUCACUGGUUUUUGUGUAAAUUUUUUGUGGCCUCUUCACAUUAGAGAAAUUGAUGUCCAUGUUUGAUAAAAUUUUUCUUACACAAGCGUAGGCAAUUUGUUUCCAUAUGGACAGACAUUUCUUUAGUGCGUAGAAAUCACUAGUCGGAUAAAUCAUUCUCAGACUAAAGUAUUUUUAUGCCUUUUUAUUAGUGAAAUUUGUAAAACGUGAAGAAUAUAUGCAUAUAACUUUUGUAUUACAACCAUUCAAAUGAUUUACGUAUAGCAGGAUUUACGAAUAGUAAAAUCUUUGUAGAAUUUUGAUUUGAGCAAUCAACUGUGAUUGAAAGAUUUUGUUUGCGAAAUCAAUAUAUAGGUAGUGACAAUAAUUUCGCGAGAUUCUUACUUUUUACAUACCUUAUACCUUUAGCGAUAUCAAUAAGAUAUACCACUUGGUACUUACGGCUUAGUACCAAGCCGUUUGCUGUGCAAGAAAAAAAAAAGAAAUUCGCUACUAACUAAUUUCAAACAACUGAUGUGUAAAAAAGUAGAGCAAAACUUGACUAAAUAUCCAAAGAAAGACUAACCAAGAACCACUGAAGAAGACACGAUAUGUGUCGAAAGCUCUGGUAGAUUGUGUGUUUUAUUUUGGAUUGCACCCAAUACACCGACGCUCACCGGAAGGACAUUCUGUCCUAAAAUACGAGUAUUACCCACCGUCGGCUCAUCUUUCUCUUUGACAAAUAGAGUUCGUCUGAAGGACUCAUGGUGUGACUUAGGAACCAUCAGUCCACCGACUCUAGCCGACCCGCCAGGAGUCAAGAGAGAAUAUACCACAUAAUGAUUUCAUUUGGGCACUCCUUUUAUUACUUGCAAAACCGUAUUUUGCAUAACAGUUUCUAUCAUGCAUCCGUUUUUUUUUUAAAUUGUAAAUUCAACACCACACUUUGUGAAAAAUCAAUUUGAUGAAUAGAUUAGUUUAGUGAAAAUUGUCUAUAUGUAAUUAAUUUUGCUUAACAAUUCCACGGAAAUAUAAUGUACUGGUUACAUCCUAAAUAAGAAAAACCUUAAAUUGAAAUUAUAGUGAUUACAAUUAGAAAUUAUAGUGAUUUACACAUUAGCUUGCAAAAAUCCAUUUCGCCGUUAUUUUACUGACAUUAAGGAGCAAAAUAAAUUUCAAGAAAAAAUAAACAUAUUUAUUUAGUUAGUACUGAGUGCAAAAAUUAUGUUGAAAAAAAAAAUUAUUGAAAAAAAAACAAAAAAUAUUUGUCAAGCAAUCUUAUUUCUUCGAAUCCAUUGAAUGAAUUGAAUAAAAAUAUUCCGUAUAUUCUUUUAAAAGAAAUUAAGACAAUCAAAAGCACUGGGUAGAUUGUUUCAUUUUUUUAAUUUUUAGGUUGCAGUGCAUAUUUAGAUUUGUUUCAAAGCUAUGGCCUAUUUGUAACUAAUAAAGUUAUCUAUUUUUUUAUUUAAUCCAAUCGAAAUACAAUCUUUUUCACUGUUAUAAUCCUAAAAAAAAUAACAAUUUUGUCAAAAAUAACAAAAAGAACUUUUAGUCGGCAUUAAAAAUCUUCAUAAUAAUAUUGUAAUCAAAAACAUUCAUUGGAGUUCAAAAACUUUAUUUUAUGCUGAUUAAUAAUACUAGAUUUAUGCUGUAUAAAUAGCAAUUAAAAAAUAUUAGAAAAAUCAGAAGUUGUGUAUGCGUCUUUUCUAGUUUCAAUUUGCGUAUUUUGAAUUAAAAUUGCACUACCUCUGUCUAAAAAGUCGUAUUUUUGGGUAAAAUUUCUGGAUUAAGAAUCGACUUCUAGGAAUUCUUUAGUUUUAGUUAUUGGUAAGAAUCUUGAAUAUGUUCAAACAUUUACCUUAAAAGAUUCCUUAUUCUCAAUCAAUUUACUUGAAGAAAAAACAGUACGAGUUUUUUGAGACAGUGUGAGAUUUUAUUUCAAAGUUUACUAUUUAAAAUGUAGCUUUCAUUUUAACAUUUAAAAAAAAAACAUAUGUUUAUUAUGCCGUUUUGAUAAGUUUUGAGAUAGCGCUUGACAUGGCCGGCGGAAUGUUUACAAACACAAGUCAUAAACAUGCAUAGAAAUGUUGAAGUUUAUGCCCAACACACACUAACUUCUAUUUUGUAAACAUGUUUUUUGACAUUUCAACAAGUGAGAAUGAAAUCUAGAUGUAGUCAUCUCGCUCUCUCUCAUAAAAAAUUUUGAAAACAUAUUUAUAAACAAAAGUUAUUGUGCGCUGGGCAUUACAAGUACACGAUUUAGAAUAGAAAAUUAAUUUAUAUUAAUAUUAGAAAAGAAGAUAAUUAGAGAACAGUUUCUGAUCGCAGGAUAAAAUUUUAUGUAAAUCAUCUGAUUUAUUUUAUAAAUAUCUUGUUAUUGUGAAUAAAUUAAUGGAAGUUUCCACAUUAGAGCAUUUUAGAUGACCACAAAUAAUUCAAAGACAUAAAUAAAAUAUUAGAUAUAAUAAUAUCUGA